Pseudozyma hubeiensis SY62 is the source of this 3252-nucleotide messenger RNA. RefSeq lists its product as hypothetical. Gene Ontology annotation, biological process: transmembrane transport. The transcript has a single exon. Gene Ontology annotation, molecular function: oligopeptide transmembrane transporter activity. NCBI's taxonomy places the organism in Eukaryota, Fungi, Basidiomycota, Ustilaginomycetes, Ustilaginales, Ustilaginaceae. The coding region runs from base 1 to 3252 and encodes 1083 amino acids. The record is from RefSeq and is a predicted model, not a curated record.
AUGAACUCGUCAGGAAGACCCACCACUGGGAGGCCCACAACAGGUCGACCCACCACCGGCAGGCCCACCACCGGUCGUCCCGGUACACGCGGAGGUACUGCGAACCAAAGGCCUCCCACACAAGGCCAGGGUGCCUUUGCUCAACAAACCUACAUUGAAGAGGAAGAGCAAUGGGACGAAGAAGAGUACGAAUCCGAUGAUGACGGCGACGUCUUUGCCUUCGUUCCUCCCGAUCUCGGCCCAGCUCCCGAGCUUCAGCAAAACCCACUCGACCCUUCCAUAGAUAACCAGAAUCAGCAACAAAGUCGAAAUGCUGGUGCCACUGGUCCCGCAACCGACGCCGACGAGAACGAGACCUACUACUACGACGAAGCUACUGGCGCUGUCUACGAUUCACAAGGUCGUCUCGUCGAUGUUUCGGCUCAAAAUCUGGCUUCAGCACAACCAGAAGUGCCCUCGCACACUCAGCUGGGUCAACACCAAGCGGUCGCCACAUCUUUGCCGGCGUCCCAGGCCACCAUCAACGAUGCAGGUGCCCAGCCAUCCGCCGGUUUGCCUGUAGACUUGCUGCAAUCCGCCAAAGCUCGCGCUUCUACCGACAACCGCUCCUACGAUUCCACCAGCACCUUUACCCGCGAUCCUUCCGGACAGCCGCUCAAUCACGCUCGAUCCUACGCUGCUUUCCCUUCCAUGGACGCCCUCCCCGAGGUCGACUCGUUACCCGCCAGUCGCAGUGGCAACUCCGAGAUACGCGCUUCGCUGCCACAUGGCGCACGCGACAUUGGCACCACCGCCAGUGGCGGCAUCUCUCUUGACCAGCGCAUUCCAGCCCAGGGAAAACGUCAGAGCGCUCAAAUCGACCACUACUCUUCCUCUGUUCCUGAGCUCCGUCGCAGCCCCGACAGCGACGACAUCAAGUAUCCGCUCGACUCGGCCGAAUAUGCCUACGACGACGCUUACAAGGACGAAUUCCACAUGGUCAACUUCAACGACAUGGGUCAAGGCCAUGGACUCGUCCACCCUGCCAUGGAGGACGCCGAGGUUGGCUCCAGGGGUGUACGCAUGGUCGAGCUCGAGAUGGAGAUGGAAGAGGACUCACCCUAUCCCGAAGUGCGCGCCUCCGUCUCCAACAUUGACGACACCGAGAUGCCCGUCAACACGCUUCGAAUGUGGUUCAUCUCCUUCUUCCUCACCAUCCUCGCUACGGGCGCCAACAUGUUCUUCUCGCUCCGAUACCCGGCCCCUACCUUUUCCAGCACUAUCGUUCUCCUCGUUGCCUACCCUAUCGGAAAGCUGCUCGCCGCCAUCAUGCCAAUCCGCGUAUGGACUUUGCCGCGAUGGUUGGGUGGAGCAGAGUUCUCCCUCAAUCCCGGCAUUUACAACAUCAAGGAGCAUGCACUCACUUCCAUCAUGGCCAGCAUUUCCAUCAUCACCGCUUACGGUAUCAACGUCAUCAUCGUGCAAGAUUCCGAUCGAUACUAUGGCGAGCCAAGGGCGAUCGGCUUCGACAUUCUUUUCGUCCUCAGCUCUCAGAUCAUUGGAUUCGGCCUUGCCGGAAUGUGCAGACGUUUCCUGGUUUGGCCAGCCAGCAUGAUCUGGCCUCAAAACUUGGUCUCUGCGACCAUCCUCAACACGCUUCAUGCCGAAGAAGACGGCGCGGACGGUACCAUGACCAGAUUCCGUUUCUUCAUUGUUUUCGGCACCGGCGCCUUCUUACUCUACUGGGUUCCCGGAUAUCUCUUCACCUCGCUCUCCGUGUUCAACUGGGUCUGCUGGAUCUGGCCCAGGAACAUGCCUGUCAAUGUCGUCUUUGGCAGCAUCACUGGCCUCGGAUUGUCGACGCUCACCAUUGACUGGACGCAGAUCGCCUACAUUGGCUCUCCCCUCGUCACACCCUGGUGGGCCGAAUGCAACAUCUUUUUCGGUUUCGUCAUUUUCGUCUGGAUCGCAGCACCCAUCAUGUGGUUCAAGAACGCCUGGUACCAGUCCUAUCUGCCGUUCAACAGCGGUGCCUCGUGGGACAGGUUUGGUCAGCCGUACGACAUUUCGCGCGUCAUUGUCAACGGCGGUGACCUGGAUCAAGCUGCCUACGAGAGCUACUCUCCGCUGUACCUUUCGACCACCCUGUCGCUGGUCUACACGACUGGAUUUGCCAUGUUGACUUCGGUCUUGACGCAUACCGUCUUGUAUCACGGCAAAGCGUUGAAGAAGGGAUUCAUGAGGAUCAGAACCGAAGAGGACGACGUGCACGCCAAGUUUAUGCGUCACUACCCGGAGACGCCCGACUGGUGGUAUGCCGCGGUGUUCCUGAUCGCGCUCGUGUUUGGCGUCGUGAUGGUGGAGGUGUACGACACCGGUCUUCCCAUCUGGGGAUUGAUCCUGUCGAUUCUCAUUCCGACCAUCUACAUUCUCCCUGCCGGGUUCGUGUACGCCAUGACCGGUCAAGCGAUUGGUACCAACCUGAUCGGAGAACUGCUGGUCGGAUACAUGCUUCCCGGCAAACCCCUCCCCAACAUGAUCUUCAAAGCCUUUGCACUCCAGGGACUCUUUGGUGGCCUCCAGUUCGUCCAGGACCUCAAGCUGGGCCACUACAUGAAGAUCCCACCGCGACUCACCUUCUUGGCGCAACUCUCUGGCGUGAUCGUGGCGUGCUUCGUUCAGCUCGGCGUGAAAUCCUGGAUGUUUAGCAACAUCGAAGGCAUCUGUUCGCCCGAACAGCCCAACUCGUUCACGUGUCCGCACAUUCGAGUCUUCUACACGGCUUCGCUCAUCUGGGGUGCCAUCGGACCAGCGCGAAUGUUCGGACGCGAUUCCAUGUACCGCGCCAUGUACUGGGCCAUGCUGUUCGGCGCCCUCAUCCCCGUCCCCUUCUGGAUGCUGGCACGACGCUACCCCAGGAGUUGGAUCCGCUACGUCAGCUGGCCGGUCAUCUUUGCCGGUGUCUCGUUCAUCCCCCCUGCCUCUGGCAUCAACUACUCGAGCUGGUUCGCCGUGGGUUUCGUAUUCCAAUACCUCGUUAGGAAGUACAACUUCCGCUGGUGGAGCAAGUACAACUUCGUCCUCGCAGCAGCUCUCGACAGCGGCACCAUCAUCAGCACCAUCGUCAUCUUCUUUGCACUCAUCCUGCCGAAGAACGGUACGCUGCAGCUCAACUGGUGGGGAAACAGGAUCGCGGGCGAAAACUACGAUGCUGCAGGGUACAGCCUCCUCCCGCCUCCGGAGGGUGGCUUUGGCAGCACCCCGCACUAUUGA